AUGGGAUCGGAUGCAACUCCAGAGGAGUGUAGUGUGCUUAAUACCACCAACAUCGCUGAAGAGACAAUGUCCAAAUGGCUCUAUACACACACGGAUACCAUCAUCAUAACUACGGUUCUACCGAGUAUCUUGGGUCUUGGUCUAUUGAGCAUCUCACUCUUUCUAUUUGUCGUGUUCCGCAUCUCUAAACUUAAAUCUGACACAACGGUUUACCUGGUGCACCUGUCGCUUGCUGAUUGUUUCUACCUCGUCGCUUAUGUAUCCUAUUACUUAUCAUUCUAUGUGGCUUCUCCCGUUGCUUUGGAUCUGUCGUUCAAACAUUCAGUUGAAUGCUGCCUUUCUGUUGUCAUUACUUAUGUCGGAUAUAUGUCAUCAGUUGCUCUGGUGACUAUGAUGUCAUUUGAGAGAUACCUUGCUUUGUGUCAUCCGCUAAAACACCUGAAAAUUCGCGGUCGACGACGGACGAACAGAAUGGUUGCACUCUGUUGGCUCGUCGGCUUUGUGGUUUCAUGUUUAAUGAUGCCACAUGCAGCCGUCCUCAAGAAACUAUGUCUACAGUGGCCUGAAGCAGCUUUAAGCUCCAUGCCUACCCUGCCGUCUGUGAUUACAAUGUGCGAUCCCUUACACCCCUCUAUCCAUUACUUCACUACGUUACUAGCAACGAUCCCCUGGCUACUUGCACUGGUUGCUAAUUUCUACAUGUACAUCAGGAUCUACCACAUGCUGAACAAACGCAGGAGUUUUGUAGGUAAAGGUGACGCAGACGACAGAGCCAUACGUGUUCGAAACCAGGUUGCCAAGAUGCUUGUUGUGAAUGGUGUAGUAUUCUUCCUGUGCCAAGCUCCAUAUACGGGAGUCUCUAUCAUUCACGUGAUUUGUUUUUUCUUCAAUCUUCCGAGCCCAAUCGAGACAACACUUGGAGCCUCUGCACGCUGGAUAUUUUCACUUCCGCAGAUUGUAAAUACCAUUAUAAAUCCUUUGAUAUAUGGUGCUAUGAGCUCUCAAUACAGAUCUGCAUUCGUCCAAGCUUUUCGGUGCAAUGUCUCACCCGAUGACGGCCGUCCACGUGCUCAACAACAAAUUUAA
This is a messenger RNA of Asterias rubens (European starfish), 1086 nucleotides long. Its product is annotated as kappa-type opioid receptor-like. Gene Ontology annotation, biological process: G protein-coupled receptor signaling pathway. Lineage: Eukaryota; Metazoa; Echinodermata; Asteroidea; Forcipulatida; Asteriidae. The transcript has a single exon. Gene Ontology annotation, cellular component: plasma membrane. The record is from RefSeq and is a predicted model, not a curated record. The coding region runs from base 1 to 1086 and encodes 361 amino acids. Gene Ontology annotation, molecular function: G protein-coupled receptor activity.